AUGGCUUACGAGGACAAACUAGUGGCUCCGGCCUUGAAGUUUAGAAGCUUUCUUGACAAAACUCCCAAUAUCUACAAUCCAUAUAUCAUUUCUAUAAUCUCGUGCAUUGCGGGUAUGAUGUUCGGCUUUGAUAUUUCUUCAAUGUCAGCAUUUGUCAGUUUACCAGCAUACGUGAAUUAUUUCGAUACACCUUCAGCAGUGAUUCAAGGAUUUAUCACAUCUGCCAUGGCUUUGGGUUCAUUUUUCGGGUCAAUUGCUUCUGCGUUUGUGUCUGAGCCAUUUGGAAGACGAGCUUCCUUACUAACUUGUUCGUGGUUUUGGAUGAUAGGAGCAGCCAUCCAAGCGUCUUCGCAGAACCGAGCUCAAUUGAUUAUUGGUCGGAUUAUAUCUGGAUUUGGGGUUGGUUUCGGGUCGUCUGUGGCUCCCGUAUAUGGCUCCGAGAUGGCACCUAGAAAAAUUAGAGGAAGAAUUGGUGGAAUUUUUCAAUUAUCUGUCACCCUCGGUAUCAUGAUUAUGUUCUUCAUAAGUUACGGAACUUCUCAUAUUAAGACUGCGGCAGCUUUCAGGUUAGCCUGGGCACUCCAGAUCAUUCCUGGACUCCUCAUGUGUAUUGGUGUCUUCUUUAUUCCAGAAUCUCCUAGAUGGUUGGCCAAACAAGGUCACUGGGACGAAGCCGAAAUCAUCGUAGCCAAAAUUCAGGCGAAGGGAGAUCGAGAAAAUCCCGAUGUUUUGAUUGAAAUUUCGGAAAUAAAAGACCAAUUGAUGGUUGACGAGAAUGCCAAAGCCUUUACCUAUGCUGACUUGUUUUCGAAAAAAUAUCUUCCCAGAACCAUCACAGCCAUGUUCGCUCAAAUCUGGCAACAAUUGACCGGAAUGAAUGUCAUGAUGUACUAUAUCGUUUACAUUUUCGAAAUGGCUGGCUACGGUGGAAAUGGAGUGUUGGUAUCAUCGACAAUUCAGUACGUUAUCUUUGUCGUUGUUACAUUUGUCUCAUUAUUCUUUUUGGACAAAUUUGGAAGAAGAAAAAUUUUACUUGUCGGAGCAGCUUCCAUGAUGACCUGGCAGUUUGCAGUGGCAGGGAUCUUGGCCAGGUACUCUGUCCCGUACGAUCUCAGUGAUACUGUCAAAAUUAAAAUUCCUGACAAUCACAAAUCGGCUGCAAAAGGUGUCAUUGCAUGCUGCUACCUUUUCGUAGCAUCGUUCGGAUUUUCCUGGGGAGUUGGUAUCUGGUUAUACUGCUCUGAAGUCUGGGGAGACUCACAAUCGAGACAGAGAGGAGCCGCUGUGUCAACUGCUUCAAAUUGGAUUUUCAAUUUUGCGCUCGCCAUGUUCACACCAUCUUCGUUUAAAAAUAUCACCUGGAAGACAUACUGUAUUUAUGCCACUUUCUGCGCAUGUAUGUUCAUCCAUGUGUUCUUCUUCUUCCCAGAAACCAAGGGGAAGCGCUUGGAAGAAAUUGCUCAAAUUUGGGAAGAAAAAAUUCCAGCUUGGAAAACCACCAACUGGCAACCUCAUGUUCCUUUGUUGUCGGACCACGAACUUGCGGAAAAGAUCAAUGCCGAACAUGUGGAGAACGUGAAUUCUAGGGAACAAUCGGAUGACGAGAAGUCGCAGGUAUAA
Meyerozyma guilliermondii ATCC 6260 is the source of this 1620-nucleotide messenger RNA. RefSeq names its product sugar porter family MFS transporter. NCBI's taxonomy places the organism in Eukaryota, Fungi, Ascomycota, Pichiomycetes, Serinales, Debaryomycetaceae. The transcript has a single exon. Gene Ontology annotation, biological process: transmembrane transport; carbohydrate transport. The record is from RefSeq and is a predicted model, not a curated record. Gene Ontology annotation, molecular function: carbohydrate:proton symporter activity. Bases 1 to 1620 code for a protein of 539 amino acids. Gene Ontology annotation, cellular component: membrane.